This is a messenger RNA of Branchiostoma floridae (Florida lancelet), 7777 nucleotides long. RefSeq lists its product as uncharacterized. The transcript has 3 exons. Gene Ontology annotation, biological process: multicellular organism development; homophilic cell-cell adhesion; positive regulation of kinase activity. Gene Ontology annotation, cellular component: signaling receptor complex; membrane. The coding region runs from base 1 to 5508 and encodes 1835 amino acids. NCBI's taxonomy places the organism in Eukaryota, Metazoa, Chordata, Leptocardii, Amphioxiformes, Branchiostomatidae. The record is from RefSeq and is a predicted model, not a curated record. Gene Ontology annotation, molecular function: ATP binding; transmembrane receptor protein tyrosine kinase activity; calcium ion binding.
AUGACGCUGCGUGUGACGUUUUGUACUGUACUUUUGCUGCUAUCGGGCGUCCAGGCUUAUCAGGACCUUCUUAUUUCGGGUGAAAACGUCGAAAUACCCGAGGAUGUGUCAGUUGGUAGCACAGUGGUGCGGCUCAGAGAUUUUCUUGAUGCCAGCUUUAGUUCUGCAAAAGACGGCAAUGGGACGUUUUGGUCGGUAAACAUCACCACAGGGGACGAUUCGGGGCGGUUUGGGUUUCGUGCGGAGAACUUGGCGUUGAUCGUUGCGGCUCCGCUGGACUACAAGUUAGAGCCGCGGUACAACCUGACGGUGGAGUUGACUGAUAACGGCAACGAUAACGUUCUGUACGUGACCCUUGUCAUCGUAGUCAUGGACGUGCAGGGAUACCCGCCAUUCUAUAACAAACGGUGUGAAACGCCAGUCCUUCCGGGCAGAGAGAGCGACAGGAUCCUCGGGGAUCAUACCGUACUCAGCAGCGAUGACGGGUUUUAUGCGUCUUUUAACGGAGAGAGAGUGGCGUCGUACAGAGACUAUCUUCAGUACGGUAUGCCUAUGACGUACGCAGCUAAUUUCGUCUUCAACGGUGAUUGUUCCGUAAGAUUCGUCGGUAGCGCAAAGGAAUUCACAAAUUCAGACGAGACUUUAAUAGCUGCAGUGCUUCAAGGACCACGACAACAAGGCAGGAUCGAACUCAUAUGUCAUGACCGAGAUGGAAGGAGUAAAGGGUACAUCACUAUAUUGGACAUUUCCCUCGACGACGGCUUGCCUCAAUGGGCGCAAAGUCGUCAGUUCCAAACGGACGAAGGUGCCCGAUUUUUCUUUAUCAUAGAGUUACUUGAGAUGUGGUCCACAUCACCAUACUGGAUACGAUGUGGCGGCAACGUGGAGUCUCUCAGUGGAGACGGGACCAAUCUGUUUGAGUGGACAUUUCACUACAACGUAACAGGAUGUCCCGAGGGCUGGUAUGGUGCGUACUGUGACAAUGAUUGCGUUUGUAAGAACGGUGCCCGUUGCCAUGGCUUUAACGGUGCGUGUGAGUGCCGUCCGGGCUGGAGAGGACGAGCCUGUGACGUCUCCUGGCCUGAGGUCGUCAUCAUUGCGUCACCUGGCGAGUCUGCCGUGAAGUACAUCGGUACCAAUCUGACUUUGACCUGCCUGGCCCCACACAUCCACGUAGCAAAUAUGACAUGGGUUUAUCGAGCAGGAAAAAGACAUGACGACACAAAGGUUAUUAAAGAAGGGACAGUACAGAACAGUUCCAUCAUCUUUCAGCCGAUCCUAGAAUCAGUUAACGGCAGAUAUAGUUGCAUGGUACAGGACGAAGAUGGUGAACUGUUUAAUGCGACUUUCACUCUAAACGUCACGGAAUGCCGACCCAACUAUUAUGGGGAAGAUUGCAGCCAAGUGUGUGACUGUGAGUACGGAGGGACGUGUGACAGGUGGGAGGGUUGUCUGUGUCCUCCGGGCCGUCAUGGAGACAGGUGUGAGCACAUAUGCGCACCUGGCACAUUCGGGUGGAACUGUAGCAUGAACUGCAAUUGUGAAAACAACGCCAGGUGUGAUCCAGUCAAUGGCAGCUGCAUUUGUGCUGAAGGACAGUCGGGUGAGUUUUGUCAGAUCGUCUCCAUUCCAGGUAAUAAUCAAGUCGUCGUUGUAGUGUUGGCGUCCGUUAUCCCGACGAUUGCUAUUGUCGGUUGUAUCGUGACUGGAGUCCUGGUAAAACGACAUCACCGUCGCCCAAGAAGUCCGGAACACCCAACAGUGGACUUAGAAAUGACGCCCCUCAUGGAAACCUUUUCAUCAUGGGAAGUAGAGAAAGAGGACAUUCGUCUCGAGCACAUGAUCGGUGAGGGAGAGUUCGGCCAUGUCGUGCGGGGAAGACUGCGCGUGCCCGAAGGAUACGAGGUUUUGGUGGCCGCCAAAAGUAUCCGGCCUGACCGCAUGACAGCCUCUGCUGUCCGUGACUUUCGCCGCGAAAUGACCAUCCUCACCAGGAUCCACGAGGACAAAGAUGGACACCCGAAUGUGGUGAGGCUUUAUGGGGUCGUGACUAAGUCUGAGCCUCAGUACAUUCUUGUAGAGUACGCGAGCCAUGAGGACCUGCGGCGGUACCUGUGGAGUCUGCGUGAACAUCUCAAGACCACGGGGAAUAGCAAACUGCUGGAACGGCUAGGUUUUGCUUGUGACGUUGCCAGUGGCUUAUCGGAGCUGGCACGUCUGAAGAUCGUGCACCGGGACAUCGCAGCUCGUAAUGUCGUCAUCAGCGACAGGAAGGUGGCCAAGAUUGCGGAUUUCGGGCUGUCGCGCGAUGUUUAUGUUUCGUCGGCGUACGAACGCACCAACCUGGGCGGGGAGGAGGAACUGUUGCCGCUGAAGUGGAUGGCCGUGGAGUCGUUACGGGACGGGGUGUACACGUGCGAGAGUGACGUGUGGUCGUACGGCGUGCUGCUUUGGGAGAUCGCCAGCUUUGGGGAGGAGCCGCGCUAUGCUGGUGGUCCGAUGCACCCGGACGUGUGCACACUGUUGGAGCUGCUGAGGAAAGGAGUCCGCCUGCAGCAGCCGGAGAACUGUCCCAAGUCUGUGUACCGCAUCAUCAGGUCCUGCUGGAUAGUCGACCCAUCGAAGCGACCGACGCCUGAUGAACUGUUCCAGAAGAUAGACCAAAUGAGGCCUCAAAGACAAGCUGCGAUCCUGGUCAAUAGGAUUUUUCCCAAAGAAGACGUGAUCCCAGCCGGACAAAUUAACAGCAAGAAGAAACAGAAAGUGGCGUCCAAGAGGAAAGGAUUCACCUCGUCAUCAGCGAGAGGAAAUGUGAUGAUGCUGCGUGUGGCGUUCUGUACUGCACUUCUGCUGCUGUCUGGCUUCCAGGCUUAUCAAGACCUUUUCAUUUCGGGUGAAAACGUCGAAAUACCCGAGGAUGUGCCAGUUGGUAGCAAAGUGGUGCGGCUCAGAGAUUUUCUUGAUGCCAGCGUUAAUUCCACAGAUAAACGCAAUGGGACGUUUUGGUCGGUAAACAUCACCGCAGGGGACGGUUCGGGACGUUUUGGGGUUCGUGCGGAGAACUUGACGUUGAUCGUGGCGGCUCCGAUGGACUACAAGUUAGAGCCGCGGUACAACCUGACGGUGGAGCUGACUGAUAACGGCAACAAUAACGUUCUGUACGUGAUCAUUGUCAUCGUAGUCAUGGACGUGCCGGGAUACCCGCCAUUCUAUAACAAACGGUGUGAAACGCCAGUCCUUCUGGGCAGAGAGGGCGACAGGGUCCUCGGGGAUUAUACCGUACUCAGCAGUGAUGAGGGGUUUUAUACGUAUGUUAACGGAGAGAUUAUUUACUCGUACGCUUAUGACUAUCUUCAGACCGAUUUGCCAAUGACGUACCCGGCUAAUCUCGUCUUGAAAGGUGAUUGUUCCGGAAGAUUCGUUGGAAGCACAAGCGCACUUAUAGACGACUUGUCUCCACUCAUCGUGGUGCUUCAAGGACAACAAGGCAGAGCCGAAUUCAUAUGUCGGGACCGAGAUGGGAGGAACAAGGGGAACAUUACUGUAUUGGACAUUUCCCUCGAUGACGUCGACUUGCCUCAAUGGGCACAAAGUCGUCAGUUCCAAACGGACGAAGGUGAUAGUUUUUUCUUUAUAUUUCAGUUGAUUGAAAUAUGGUCCACAUCAUCAUACUGGAUACGAUGUGGCGGUAACUUCAGGCCCCCCGUUGCGGACGGGGCCUGGCUGGUGGAAUGGGCAUUUCACUACAACGUAACAGGGUGUCCUGUGGGAUCUUACGGUGUGUACUGUGACAAGGAUUGUGUUUGUCAGAACGGUGCCCGUUGCCAUGGCUUUAACGGUGCGUGUGAGUGCCGUCCGGGCUGGAGAGGACGAGCCUGUGACAUCUCCUGGCCUGAGGUCGUCAUCAUCGCGUCACCUGGCGAUUUAGUCGUGAAGUACAUCGGUACCAAUCUGACUUUAACCUGCCUGGCCCCACAUAUCAACGUAGCAAAUAUGACAUGGGCUUAUCAAGCAGGAAAAAGACGUGAUGACACAAAUGUCAUUGAAGAAGGGAAAGCACGGAACAGUUCCAUCAGCUUUCAGCCGAUUCUAGAGUCAGCUAACGGCAGGUAUAGUUGCAUGGUACAGGACGAAGAUGGUGAACUGUUUAAUGCGACUUUCAUUCUAAACGCCACGAAAUGCCGACCCAACUAUCAUGGGGAAGAUUGCAGCCAAGUGUGUGACUGUGAGUACGGAGUGACGUGUGACAGGUGGGAGGGUUGUCUGUGUCCUCCGGGCCGUCAUGGAGACAGGUGUGAGCACACAUGCGCACCUGGCACAUUCGGGUGGAACUGUAGUAUGAACUGCAAUUGUGAAAACAACGCCAGGUGUGAUCCAGUCAAUGGCAGCUGUAUUUGCGCUGAAGGACAGUCGGGUGAGUUUUGUCAGAUUGUUUCCAUUUCUGGUAAUAAUCAAGUCGUCGUUGUAGUGUUGGCGUCCGUUAUCCCGACCAUUGCUAUAAUCGGCUGUAUCGUGACUGGAGUCCUGGUAAAACGACGCCACCGUCGCUCAAGAAGUCCAGAACACCCAACCAUGGACUUAGUCUUAGAAACAUUUUCAUCAUGGGAAGUAGAGAAAGAGGACAUCCGUUUAGAACACAUGAUCGGUGAGGGAGAGUUCGGCCAUGUCGUACGGGGAAGACUGCGCGUGCCCGAAGGAUACGAGGUUUUGGUGGCCGCUAAAAGUAUCCGGCCUGACCGCAUGACAGCCUCUGCUGUCCGUGACUUUCGCCGCGAAAUGACCACCCUCACCAGGAUCCACGAGAACAAAGAUGGUCACCCGAAUGUGGUGAAGCUUUAUGGGGUCGUGACUAAGUCUGAGCCGCAGUACAUCCUUGUAGAGUACGCGAGCAAUGAAGAACUGAGGCGGUACCUGUGGAGUCUGCGUGAACAUCUCAAGACCACGGGGAAUAGCAAACUGCUGGAACGGCUAGGUUUUGCUUGUGACGUUGCCAGUGGGUUAUCGGAGCUGGCACGUCUGAAGAUCGUGCACAGGGACAUCGCAGCUCGUAAUGUCGUCAUCAGCGACAGGAAGGUGGCAAAGAUCGCUGAUUUCGGGCUGUCGCGCGACGUUUAUGUUUCCUCUGCGUACAAACGCACCAACCGGGGCGGGGAGGAGGAGCUGUUGCCGCUGAAGUGGAUGGCCCUGGAGUCGUUACGGGACGGGGUGUACACGUGCGAGAGUGACGUGUGGUCGUACGGCGUGCUGCUGUGGGAGAUCGCCAGCUUUGGGGAGGAGCCGCGCUAUGCUGGUGGUCCGAUGCACCCGGACGUGUGCACACUGUUGGAGCUGCUGAGGAAAGGAGUCCGUCUGCAGCAGCCGGAGAACUGUCCCAAGUCUGUGUACAAGAUCAUCAGGUCCUGCUGGAUAGUCGACCCAUUGAAGCGACCGACGCCUGAUGAACUGUUUCAGAAGAUGGACCAAAUGAGGCCACAAAGACAAGCUGCGAUCCUGGCCAAUAGGAUUUGAUAACUUUUCUUUCAGUCCAUUCUCUGCCUUGUACAGGUUUCAUAAACCAACCAAUCAAUAUACAUCUAAGCCAAUGAACCCUCUGAAUCUAUUGAAAUUCUAAAACAAAUCAUUGUAAAGUGGAUAUAUGGAUAUAUGUGGGCACCCACAUCUAGAUUUUCAGGUAAUUUUCUAUUAGUACCUGGGCACAGGUGCCAAACCAAACAUUUUUAGUCUGAAAUAGCAAAAGGGUCCCAAUAUAAACCGCCCUGAAUGAGUAUAUUUAGAAAGUUUUGAUGAAUUAGAAGUUCUGUGCGCAUAUAUCAUUGGCGCUCGUAGUCCAAAUUGCGGGCAUGGUAAAAAUAAGAAAUUUAUGACAUAAUUAUGGGUUAAUUAUGCGUCAUAGUCUGCCACCUAGACACACAUGUACUGGCACCUUUGUAAAUAUUUUAUUUAGAAUUUUUUUUUCUGUUGGUCCUUAUUACUAUUAGAAUGCAUUGUUUUCGUCAAAUGUUUUUUUUUACUCUGAAGGUUAUGUGGUGUAUAUCUCAAGAACCGCUGGAAGGAUUGGAAUAGGUUUUGGUAGGUGGGUACAUGGGUGUGUGGUGAUGGUGCAGGUUGAGUUUGGGCCUCCUGUUGGUUGACCUUGGUACUGCAGUAGCACGUUUUGUAUUAUGUUUUUGCACAUGGACUUGCUGUGGUGUUGAUUGUUAUGUGGUUGAUAGGUGUAAAGUUGAUGCUUAUUUGGUGUAAAUUUCGACCUGCUAGCUGUUUGCUGUGGAUCUGUAGGGUUGUUUGUUUUGUGGAUGUUUGCUGUUUUCGGCGAAUUUCAUAUUAACCGUGGAUGGGUUGCCGUUAUAUUUGUAACGUGGUUAGUUGUUGGGGAUCCAAUCUUGGCUUCGCAAUUUUUGGUCUUUUGGUGGUUGACUGCAGUACUCCAGCAUGUACUUUACUUUAACAUUUUUUGUAUGUUUUAACUGCCCCGUUGUAAGAAGUGGUCUAGUCCUGUGAUAGAUUAACAAGAGUGACACCAAGGGUCAGAGUUGCUGAAAUAUAGGUCAGAAAUAGAGGUCAACGCGCUAGAUUAUAUAUCAGUUACAGUCUUGAGUUUGGAGGAAAUUGUUACAAUGUUUUAUAUGGAUUGUAUAUUAUACGUGUUCGGGUGUACAUGUCCGACACCACAUUUUUCUCAUAUUUAGACCAAGAAAAAGGUCAGUUGUUUUAUUGAUAUGUUUAUAGGGGCCGUGUAUUAUACGUGCGAGAAGGGGUAAACAUGUAAUACAUUACAUUUCUCAUUCAUCUACAUGUGUUACCGACCGAGUGGACACAAUAACAGAGUUCUGACCCAAAAAAUAAGCGGCUGCUCGAAUACAUGUUGCAGUUAGCGAUGGGACAUUCCGUUUUAGCCCAUGUGAUCUCAAACUUUAGAUUGGUGAAAGUUUGUUUGUAACUGAGAAAAAUUAAAGAACAAUGUUCGAUAGCCGCGCGCUAGGUCGGUGGUACACAGUUGUGGUGGCAGCGAAAAAGGGCCCAUUGUUGUGCGUGAAUAACAACAUUUUGUAAUUGUCACAAACAGACAGAGAUGUAAACAUAUCAACUGCAAAUUAUGCAAACUAUGACUUAAUUUGUAUAUGACGGAGUUCUGUAAUCCCAGUGUUUUAUGAUAGUUUACCUAAAUGUACUCAAGGCCAAAUAUAAAAUCAACAGAUUCUAAUUAUGUAAAGGAGGUCCUCAUUUGCAAAAGUGCUAUGAUUCCUAAGAAGGAAAUGUUUGGAAUUUUAUAUACUAUAUAUUCUAUAUAUAUUGAAUUUUUAUACAAUAUAUUAUUUGCUAAGGUAUGUUUGAACGUCACUGAAUCAGACACAAACUUUCAAAUAUAACGCAUACUGCAGUGGGUAAAUCUCGGUAAAGAUUGUUAGAAGUUGUAAAAAAUGUAUACGGUCACACUCAUAGACCGGUUUUUAUCCAAGGAAAAUGUGGAUAUGCAAAUAUAAGUAUACGCCUGGGGUCCAAACGGACCCAAUACAGUCGGAUUAGGAUUACGUAUACUUAAUCUAGAUCUAUGCUUACUACAUUACUCAAGAUAGUAUUUCAUGUAAUAUGCAUUAUUAAUAUCAUUUACAACUUGAUUUGAUUUAUUUGAUUUGAUAAAUGGUGACCGGUUUAUACGCCUUUAGCUUCUUACCGCUCUUGCACAGUUGUAGUGCCAUUUCUUAUUGUUUGCAUUUAUUGUAAUCGGUAUUUGGUUGUGCAAAAUAAACAAUAAACAAGUCAGCAGAUGAAGUUUGAA